AUGAAAGAAGUGGACAUUCUCGCAUUUAUCUAUGUCGCUUAUCCGAUUUUUGCCAUCACAGUCCUCUUCUCGCAAGCUCUUCUUCUAUUACUUAUAUUCAAAAAUCAGACAAAGUUGCUACGAACAAUGAGAAUAUAUCUUUUGAAUAUAUGUGCCGCCCAAGUUGUGACAAUAAUUGCUGGAUUUCUGACGCAAUGUCGAAUGGUUCCAAAUCAGACAACAGUGGCGUUUGUAUGCACAGGAGUAUGUACGAGAUUGGGAAGGAAUACGUGUUUCUUGAUUCAUUUAUUGAGAGAUGCAUCUUCAAUGGUUGCUCUCUUUGCAAUAGUUCAUGUCUUCUAUUAUCGAUACAAAAUACUGUCACAUCAGAAACUAUCUUCAACUCAAAUACUGAGAAACUUCAUAAUUGUUCAUCUACCAGCGGUGUUCUGUGCAAUUUGUCAAUUCAUCAAUCCAUCUCAUCACAAUGCAAUCGUUCUGGAAACUCGAGCACUCCAUCCCACUUAUCUCUUCGAAUCUCAAUCAGUUUUUGGAUUCUCAGCACUAAAAUCUCCAGCGGUGAAAGCUUCCACCAUCAUCUUCACUUUCGUUCUUUUUCUGAAUCCGUUGGCUGCUCUUAUCUAUCGAAACAAAAUCUGGGUACUUCUGAACGAGUACGAAGAGUACAAUUCUCCCAGGAUCAAGCAUGCAAAAAGUAUGAUUACGGGACUCACAAUUCAGACUUUGAUCCCAAGUGUAUGCUUUGUUCCUUUGAUUGUACAAUUCUUUCUGACUCAGUAUUCAGAAACGGGAGUGCUGAUAUUGGAGUAUUUCAACUCAUUUCUGGUGAUUCUUCCAACAUUAGUUGAUCCAAUUUUAUCAAUUGUAUUUGUGAUUCCAUUUCGAAGAAUGUUUUUCAAAUAUCUACUCGCAGUUCGCCAGUGUCGGUUCAGUUUCUCAAAACUGUCAGACGAUGAUAUCAUGUCAAAAGGAGGAAAUGGGUAUUCCUCAGUUCGGGCUGCAUCCAGAAAAACGUGA
This is a messenger RNA of Caenorhabditis remanei, 1017 nucleotides long. RefSeq lists its product as uncharacterized. Lineage: Eukaryota; Metazoa; Nematoda; Chromadorea; Rhabditida; Rhabditidae. Gene Ontology annotation, cellular component: membrane. The record is from RefSeq and is a predicted model, not a curated record. The transcript is spliced from 5 exons. The coding region runs from base 1 to 1017 and encodes 338 amino acids.